This is a messenger RNA of Saccostrea echinata, 2190 nucleotides long. RefSeq names its product fatty acyl-CoA hydrolase precursor, medium chain-like. The coding region runs from base 145 to 1944 and encodes 599 amino acids. The record is from RefSeq and is a predicted model, not a curated record. NCBI's taxonomy places the organism in Eukaryota, Metazoa, Mollusca, Bivalvia, Ostreida, Ostreidae. The transcript is spliced from 4 exons.
UGUAACUGGAUGGUGGGCUCAUUGCCACAGUUGUUGUGCGCGAAAGGGAGUCGCAUUUAAUAGAGGACAGGAGAUGCUACAAGUGCCAGGCCAAUAAAAGCACAGUCUGUGGUAUUGUAGAAAGAAAACAACAAAAACAACAAAAUGAAGAUAACAUGCGGGCUGAUCUGGCAAUCGAUCAUAGCAAUAAACCUGAUUUUAAUUCGAGCUCAGAACACUAGUAAGCAACAGAUCACUUUAAAGACACAACUUGGGAAGAUAAAUGGUUUUAUAGAUAUCAGAAAUGCCAGAAUUUUUUACAGCAUACCUUAUGGGAAAUCCCCAACUGGAAAUCGAAAGUUUGCAAAACCGGAGCCGUUUGGGAAGUGGAAUGGUAACAGAAAUGGAAGAGACCCUUCACCAUUUUGUCCACAACGUAAAACCAGGUGGAUAGACCUCUUAAAAGUCAAAAUAGAUGUAGAUUGUCUUAAACUCAAUAUAUACACCCCAGUCAAUAUUACAGAACAGCUUCCCGUAAUGGUCUGGAUUCAUGGAGGAGGCUACGUUGUUGGUGGGGCUAUGAGUUACGACGGUUCCGCAUUAGCAAAAGCUGGUAACGUGGUGGUAGUUACUAUUAACUAUCGACUGGGAUUAGAAGGGUUCUUAUCCUUUGGUGACACAUUAGUAAAAGGAAACUAUGGAAUAUGGGACCAAAUCUUGGCUCUUCGAUGGAUUAAAGACAAUAUCAAAGAUUAUGGAGGUGAUCCGAAUGAGGUGACAAUAUUUGGAGAGUCCGCUGGUGGUAUGAGUGUAUCACUACUGUCGUUGAUUCCGAGUAACAAGGGUCUGUUCAAGCGAGCAAUUAUGCAGAGUGGAGUUGCAAACUCUUUGAUUGCAUUUCAAUACGGCUCACGUAAAUCACACAGAGAAAUAGGCGAUCUGCUAGGGUGCCCAUUUGAUGACGUGAAUUCUAGUUCAUUAUUACAUUGUAUGAGGCAAGUGAACAUGUCAAAGAUUGUGAGCGCGACGACAGCUAUCUUCAAAACAGCUUCAACUCAGCUUCCAAUAGGUCCAGUAAUUGAUGGUGAACUAUUUAAAAGACCAAUCAAAGAAAUUUUUAAUGAUGCUUCUUCAGAAGAAAUUCAAUUUUUUCGUUCCUUGGAUAUCAUAGUUGGAACCUCAACCAGCGAUGGCUCUGUGUUGAUAAGGAUGGAUCCAGCUAUUCAAAAACACUAUGGAUUCAAUAUCUCGAAUGAGGGUUUGUCUUAUAAUUUUUUAUGCAAUGUUUUCCUUCCCAAUAUAGUUGCUGAUCACUACAAUGGAAAUCCCGCAGUUUCCGAUGCCCUGUGCAAAAUGUAUGGCAAGCCAAAUGACCAGGCCGAGAACAGUCGCCAGGCUAUCAAAAUGUAUGGAGACAUUUUCUUUCUUUUCCCCGCUGUAGAAACUCUUACAGUUCAUGCAACAAAUAAUGAAAUAUCAAAAACUUACCAAUAUGUCUUUUCCGAGAGUAGCCUUCCUUUCUUUUUUGAGGCUGCUGUCUUACCGCCCUGGUUUGAAGGUGCAGGGCACGCAACAGACCUCAUAUAUCUUUUUUUCAUAGAAAUUAUGCAAUUACUUAAUCCAAACUUAAGAACUGAUUUCUCCGAUUAUGAAUUCGCAGCGAAAAUGAGGACCCAAUGGACAAAUUUUGCAAAAUAUGGAAACCCUAAUGGUCCAAAAUCUAACAGUGAAGAUUGGCCAACAUUUGAAGCAAAUGAGAGGAAGUUUCUACAGUUGAGCAAAAACAAUAUGACUGUUGGGAUGAAUUACAGAGGCGAUCAAGUCCAUUUCCUUUCAAAGACGGUCCCCGGUCUUAUUCAAUCCGCAAAUACAGCAGAGCGUAUGCGUGUUCACUUGAAUCAGAAUUCUUUUUUCCUAUUUUUGAUUGUAUCUGUACCUGGAUGUAUUUUAUAUAUGCGUGGCUAAUUAUACCCGCACUUUCUAAAGAAAGUUCGGGUAUGCAUCUGUACUUGGAUGUAUUUCAUACAUGUUUGGCUUAUUAUAUCCGCAUUUUCCAAAGAAAAUUCAGGUAUAUUGUUGUUAUCCUAGUCCGUCCGCCCGUCUGCUAUUUUUACUCCUUCCUCAAUACCUCUUUUAUUAAGCAGUAACUAAUUUAUCUUUUGUAAUAUAAUAUCUAGUGUCCUUUAGAAAUAAAAAGCAAGAAAAAACCAA